AAAAGAAGCAGAAUAUUAAGUAUUUUGUAUUGGCUGUCGCAGGAUGAGCGUAUUUGAAACGAAAAACGAUAAAUGUGGCUUCCAUAAACAGUUUGCGCUGGACAUAAAUGGGAAUAGCACAGAGUUUGUGUUUCACGAAUUCGAAAACAAGUGGAUGCUACUGAUUACACAGCUGGGAAAAUUGCCGGCAUUCUACAAUGUGGCGUUCGAUGUGAAGCGAGACCAUCGAGUGCUGCCCUUUGCUCAUGGUCCAGUGGAUGAUCCAGAGUUCCAUGUCUCGGUGCCUGUGACAAUGACCUGCUGCAUGGGCAUCGACUCGGAUGAAAUACGCGGUGGCAUACAGUUUUUAAUUAACAAGACGGCGAUCAACAAGUGUCCAUCAGAAUUGCUCAUCGCGUUGGGAUUGAAGAAAAUUGAAUCGGAGGAUCUGAGAGCUAUUGCCAAAGUGCUAGAAAACGGCAUAUUUUAAGCGUACUCUAUACCAUUUAAGCCCAAUAAAAAUGACAAAAAUUUGGGAA
Messenger RNA from Drosophila navojoa, 518 nucleotides. RefSeq lists its product as uncharacterized. The record is from RefSeq and is a predicted model, not a curated record. Gene Ontology annotation, biological process: proteasome assembly. Lineage: Eukaryota; Metazoa; Arthropoda; Insecta; Diptera; Drosophilidae.